AUGAGAAGGCAUCUCAGUCAGAAUAUAAAACAGCUAACGACCAGCUAUGGCAAUGGCUUUUAUUCGCCGCGACAUGUCGUUGAUUGUGCCUUGGACGAUGCUGUUAAGUUGAAAGAUUUGAAUGCCUUUAUAAAACUGACACCGGAAUUGGCACUCCACCAGGCAAAGGAAUCGGCUUUACGCUAUCAUGAGAAACAACAGAAAAGUCCACUGGAUGGGGUGACAAUUGCUGUAAAAGAUAAUUUCUGUACCAAGGGUAUAACCACAACAUGUGCAUCAAAAAUGCUCCAAGACUUUGUUCCUCCUUACGAUGCCACGGUGUAUGAACGUCUGGCGAAGGCUGGUGCCGUCUUAAUUGGCAAAACAAAUAUGGACCAAUUUGCAAUGGGUUCAGGUACAGUGGAUUCUAUAUUUGGACCCGCUAAAAAUGUGUGGAGCAAAAGUCUAGAUGAAAAGGACUGGCGUAUUGCUGGAGGUAGUUCCGGUGGCUCCGCUUUGGCUGUUGCCAGUGGCAUUUGUUACGGUGGCAUUGGUUCCGACACCGGAGGUUCAACACGCAAUCCUGCUGCAUAUUGCGGUGUCGUGGGUUUGAAACCGACAUACGGUUUAGUAUCACGAUAUGGCCUAAUACCAUUAGUGAACUCUAUGGAUGUUCCGGGGAUUUUCACACGCUCUAUAAGUGAUUGUGUAGAUAUUUUAAACGUUAUAGCAGGACCAGAUCCAUUCGACUCUACAACAAUUCCACGGCCAUAUCGUCCAAUCACCUUACCCGAAAUAGAACAAAUUGAUCUGAGUAAAAUUCGUAUCGGAAUACCAAAAGAAUAUCAUUGUCCCGGAUUAUCACCUGAAGUAUUGGAAACAUGGAGUAAAAUUGCCGAUAUACUGGAGGAUGAGUGUGCCGGUGUAAAGCAAGUAUCACUGCCCCACACAUCAAGUAGCAUUUAUGUUUACUCAAUAUUAAAUCAAUGUGAAGUUGCUAGCAAUAUGGCACGAUACGAUGGCAUUGAAUAUGGCCAUCGGGCCGAUGAUGAUCGCAGCACUGAAGAAUUGUAUGCCAAGACCAGAGCUGAAGGUUUUAACAGCGUCGUUAAGAAUCGUAUAUUAUCGGGAAAUUACUUCCUUUUACGAGAAAACUACAACAAAUACUUUGAAAAAGCUCUCAGAGUAAGACGUUUCAUAGCUAAUGAUUUCAAAAAGGUCUUCGAAAAUGAGAAUGCUGACGAACGGGUUGAUAUCCUAUUAACGCCCACGACAUUAACAGAUGCCCCACUGUAUAAAGAUUUCACUUCGCUUUCCAAUCGAGACCAAUGUGCUGUACAAGACUAUUGUACACAACCGGCUAAUAUGGCGGGAAUACCAGCAAUAUCACUACCAAUACGGCUAUCCAAAGAAGGACUACCCAUUGGCCUGCAACUAAUGUCAAAUGUAUUGAAUGAAAAAUUACUCUUAACCGUGGCCAGAUGGAUUGAAGCCCAGGUGGAUUUCGAUUGUUUUGAUAAUGAACAAUUAUAUAAAAUAAGAAAAUAAAUAC
Molecule: messenger RNA, 1531 nt
Organism: Musca vetustissima
Lineage: Eukaryota; Metazoa; Arthropoda; Insecta; Diptera; Muscidae
Gene: GatA
Product: glutamyl-tRNA(Gln) amidotransferase subunit A, mitochondrial
Exons: 4
Coding region: 1-1527 (508 amino acids)
Biological process (GO): glutaminyl-tRNAGln biosynthesis via transamidation; mitochondrial translation
Cellular component (GO): glutamyl-tRNA(Gln) amidotransferase complex; mitochondrion
Molecular function (GO): glutaminyl-tRNA synthase (glutamine-hydrolyzing) activity
Source: RefSeq, a predicted model, not a curated record